AUGAAAUUAUUACUAACUAUAAUACUAUGUAUAUUAUUAUUUAAAUAUCAAGUUGUUGAUGCUAUAAGCUGUCUUGUCAUUCGUCCUGGAUACGGUUUGGUACCAGAGAAAUGCUCACAAACAGCUGUUGGUUGUCGUAUUCGUGUAAGCGGUGACCAUAUUGAAUGGUAUGAGUGGGCCAAGUUGUACGAUAGAAAUCAACUUGUAUGUGUCUAUCCUGGAGAAUAUGACACUGUAACUGGUUGCCAACGCAAACCUUCGGGAAGUGUUAGAUGCUGGUGUGGAGCUAAAGAUAACUGUAAUGAAGCCGAAACAAGUAAGAACUUGUAUGAAGCUUUCACUACUAGUGAUAAGAAGCGAAUGGCUUCCAUCGUUAAAGAUUUGGAAGACAAUGCAUCUCCAGCUGAAGACCCAACCACAACAACCACAACUAGAAAAGUUGUGAAACCUACUUCAUCUUCGAAGCUUCAUAGAGUCACUAUGCGCAACAAAGUUCAUCAUCGUCCACCUACUACUACAGCAACAGAGCCGCAAACAACAACUCGAGCGAAGUAUCAUGAGCUUCCACGCAAACCAACACGUCUACCAGUCGAUGAGAUGUAUGAUGAUGAUGAAGAAGAUGACGCAAAUGAGGAAGAUGAUGAUCGUAUCCUAACCAACGAAGAGCCUCGACCUUUGCCCACUGAAAGUGCGUUUGGUUUCGAUGAUACCUUCGAAGAGACUCGUAAAAAACUGGAGAAAGAAAUGAAGGAAGAAGAUGAGCGAUUGAAAGAGCUUCUACAGGAUGAAGAACGCGAACUUGAAGAUGAGGAUGAAGUACCAACUAGACAAGCUAAAUCAUUUAGUUUGAAUGCAAAAAAAAGCCGUUUGAGUGCUAGUGAAAGACGUGAUCGUGGACGCGGUUCCGAGGAGCGAAGAAAUCAAGAUGAAGAAGAACGGUUGGCAGAAAUUGAGAGAGAAGAAGCCGCAGAAAAAAUGAAGAAACUAAUUGAACACUCACGUCAGCGUGAACAAGAACGUCAAGAAGAUGACGAUGAUGAUGAUUCAGACGAAGAAGAAGAAGAAGAUAUUAAGACUGCGGAAGAAGAAGCUGAAGCAGCUGGUUUUGGAUUUACCAAGACAGCAUCAUCAUAUGCAUCAUGGUGCUCAUUACUGAUAUCCAUGAUAGUUGCACGUCAAGUGUUAAGCUCAAACGUCAUCUGA
This is a messenger RNA of Auanema sp. JU1783, 1203 nucleotides long. Lineage: Eukaryota; Metazoa; Nematoda; Chromadorea; Rhabditida; Rhabditidae. The record is from the annotation of a GenBank genome assembly.